Molecule: messenger RNA, 4257 nt
Organism: Dicentrarchus labrax (European seabass)
Lineage: Eukaryota; Metazoa; Chordata; Actinopteri; Moronidae
Product: P2Y purinoceptor 14-like
Exons: 5
Coding region: 200-1198 (332 amino acids)
Biological process (GO): G protein-coupled receptor signaling pathway
Cellular component (GO): membrane
Molecular function (GO): G protein-coupled purinergic nucleotide receptor activity
Source: RefSeq, a predicted model, not a curated record
GCUCCGCCCUCUUCUACCUCAAUGUAUGCCAGCUCAUGUGCUACAUUGCUGCAGGUAGGCCAGGGUGGCAAUGUGGCAUUGUAGCAAAGGGCUGCAGGUUGGAUUCAAACCCUCGGCUGCUGCAGCAAGGACUUAGCCUUGGUACAUGGGUUGCCAGUUCUAUGAGGUAAAAUAAAGAUUGUGUAGAUCAACUGGAAAAAUGAGUGAACGAGGAGAAGUAGAAGUCACCUCUUCCGUCAACCAGUCCUCAGUUACAAACCAUACUGAAGUUGACGGUUUGACUAACUGUGAUCAGGUCAGCACUUCAGCCAACCCCUUCUUCAUAAUAGUCUUCAGUCUGGUGUUUCUGGUGGGUCUCCUCCUCAACGGCUUCAUCAUGAAGUUUUACUUCUGCCGAGGUCACCGGCAGACGUCCAGCAGCAUUGUUGUCUACCUGAAGAACCUGGCAGCAGCUGACUUCCUGCUCUGUCUCUGUCUCCCCAUCCGCAUCGCCAACUAUGCCAGCAACACAGUCGCUGUCCGCCUGGUCCAAUGCAACUUUGGCUCCGCCCUCUUCUUCCUCAACAUGUACGCCAGCAUCAUGUUCAUGUGCUACAUUGCUGCUAACAGGUAUCUGAAAAUUGUCCGAGGAACUUCAGGAACUCACAUCCUGCAGACGGUGUGGGCUGCCCACAUUGUCUGCACUGUAACCUGGGUUUUACUUCUGGCCAUGAGUAGCACCUUCAUCAUCCUGUCGUUCCACACCCAGAAACCUUUGACCUCUGUCCCAGUGAACUGUGAAAUCUUACGCAGUGGCCAGCUCAUCUCUUUCCAUAAAGUCAUGCACGCCUGCGCCAUCUCCAUGUUCAUCUUUUUCCUUGUCUCCCUGGUCUUCUUCUACUAUAGUACCUCCCGCAGGGUAUUGCUGGCACAGAGAAGCCAGCCGGCGUCCUCCAGCUCCAAGAAGCUUGUAAAGUCACACAGGAAGAUGUUAGUGCUGGUCUGUGUCUUCUGCUUUUGCUUCGUCCCCUACCACCUGGUUCGCCUUCCCAAAGCUUUCCUGUGGAGAUAUUGUUCAUGGCGCAAGGUUUUACACUACCUGAUGGAGGUGAGCAUCAUAAUGUCAGUUCUCAACGUCUGUCUGGAUCCGCUCCUUUACUUCAUCUUCUGCAAGGCGUUCAGGACCCAGCUUAGCCAGAGACUGGGGUCUAGAAAAUGAUAAUGCAGUGUUAGCUGCCAGUAAUGUCAUACAUUACACGUUGUUUUUUUGGGGGGGUUUAUAUAUUGUGGGGGCUAAUAUUGCUAUUCAUAGCUGAAGGGUGACGGGAGAGCGGGGAUGACACGCAGCAAAGGGCGUCCUUGUAAUACAAAAUUGUAACAAAAACUGAUCUUGUAAUCACAAUGUAAUAACUGUAAAUAAUACCUGCAAUGAUACCAAAUUGUGACAUAAUAACUGGUUGUAGCAUAAGAUAACAAGCCUGGCUGUCAACUUCAUGGUAGUGCUAGAGGAAGUCAGAGGAUUCAUUGUCUGAAAACCAGGAAUGUCUGUUCAAAAUGUUGUGCUGAUCCAUCAAGUAUGUUGAGAUUGGCAUUACAGGAAAAAGUCAGGUGAUCACCAAAGUCAACAAGUCUGGAACAAAAGUGGUGUACCACACGAACAAUUUAGCUAUCCCAACAAUAACUAUUAUCUUAACGUACAGUGUGUCAGUGUUUUUCUGAAUGUAGCUGAUUUCAAUUUGAAGUUCUGUCCUUGAAUACAUGUCACAUUUUUUUGAAGUUAUCUGUUGAUGCUUGUGUAGCUGGCAAUAAUGGUCCAUCUUUCUUACAUUCUCAUAUCUUUCUCUGUCUUUCAUUUAAUCUUAAUCUCUGUGUCAUACUAGUGGUGAAUACAUUUCUAUCUUCAGUCACAAAAUAAAUUGUAUGGAGUGCUGCUUGGGUGUGAAAAAAAACACAAAGCCCUCCUCUGGCUCCUGACCUCUCCCUUGGAGGGAGGAGCUCAACAAAUUUAUAGAUGUUGGCUGUGCUGAGGUUUUCAAAGCAACUGCUUUGCCACAAUCGACCUAGAGGAUGCAUAUUUUCAGCUACCUCAGAAGCAGAACAAGCUUCUGGAGAAUCUGCUGGUCCGGUCAGGGGCUCAGUCGCCAUCUCCUCCUCCUCCUCUUGAUCGGAUUGGUUUCUCCCCCGAGGAUCACCAUCGCCGGUUCCGGAACACGACGCCGGGACCUACCUACCGUCCUUUGUCUACGCUCAGCAGCUGAAAAAGACACUGCUUCCAGGUGGCUACAGCCGGGGGAAUCCGUCGGCGAUGGGCAGAUGCUGGAGGGGAUCCCAACCAGAACCUCAGAGUGGAUGCAGUGUCACAGACCAGCAAAUUUAGAGGUCACCAUCACCCUAGCGGAGGAUCAUUUGGCUGUCCAUAGUAGGGACCAGGCUCCAGAAAGGCAAGCCCUCUGCAUCCACCUGACCAAUACCGGCACCCUGCAGAAAAUUUUCACACCCUCACCUACCCAACAACAAGACACAUUUAUUCUGCCUUCCCCUUUUCCUCGCUCUAACCUACCAUCUUUUUUCAGGCUCCAGACACUACAGGCACUGCUCUCGACCCAGAGAGGGUCCCUCAGGUGUCGGGGCAGCAUUGUUGGAGGUGUGGGCAGCCUUGACACUACUGCAGGGAGUGCCCCCUCAUGGAGGUCAGUCAAGUGACCCGGGUUGCUGGCCUACCAACACUCUCCCACCUGCGUUCAGUAAGGAUUCAAGGGGGUAUACAUAAGACAAUGGUGGAUUCAGGCUGUAUGCAGUCUUAAAUUCAUCACAACCUGGUUAAACCUGGGGCGUUGGUGAAGGCAUCAUAGGUAGAUAUUAGGUGUAUGCAUGGGGAUGUUCACAGAUACCCGGUUGUGCUGGUGGAAAUUAGACAUGGGUAAAAAGCAGUGUUAAGUCUGCGGUUAGUUCCCGCUUGACUUGACUCCCUGUUUUUGGGCACGAAUUAGCCUGGGUUUAAUAUAUUAAUAGGGCAGUGUGUGGGAAUGUGUUCAAAACCGGUAGGAACAUGGGAUAUGUGUGCUAUGCUCAGUGGUGACACAGGGUUGUCCGACACUGCAGAGGGGGAGUGGGAACUGGUGGUGACUCCACAUGAGGCUCCCUCUGUUGCACUCCAUGGAAGAUUUUCCACUUGAGCAGUGUGGUGACAAUACUCUAUGCUUUGCCUUUGACCAAGUGACAAAAAAAGUUGGUGCGCCCUGAUGCAGCGGAGACAUAUCCACAUUUUACAUUGGUUAGGGACAAGCUAUACAGAGUAAAUCGUGACAGUCAGCAGAGGAAAUGACCUAGUUGUUGGGUCUGGAAACUGUUUUCCAGGCGGCUCAUUAUAACCCAAUGGUGGGUCACAUGGGGUAUGACAAAACACUAAAUCGGAUAAUUGCCUGAUUCUAUUAGCCCGUCAUUCGGGGAGAUGUACCCUGCUGGUGUGCGUCUUGUCCCGGAUCUCAGUUGGAUAACCAAUCAGCCAUCCCAAGACCGCCUGUGAGUCCAUUACCACUCAAUAAGUAUGGACCUGUAAUGGCAUUGACCUCAUACGGCCAUUUCACCGGAGUGCACGUGGAUAUUGUUUUGUACUAGUUCUGGUGAUUUAUGCAACUCGAUAUCCAGAAGCAGUGCCUCUGCGCACAAUCUCUGCAAGAAUAUUGCACAGGCACUGUUUCAGGUCAUCUCCCUAGUUGGGAUCGCAAAAGAAAUCCUAACAGAUCAACUAACUCGUUUGUGUCACGCACACUUCUGGAACUGUAUGGAUUAUUGGGCAUCAGGUCAAUUCGGACUAGUGUAUAGUCCGUUUCUCUGGUGACCAUGGUGAAAGAGAGAGCUGAGUUGGGGCCCGAGAUACCAAAUUCCACAAAUCCUGCUUUGCUCCAUAGUGAUGCCAUCUCACACUGUCCUAGAGAGCAGACGUUGCUAUGUUGCAACAGUGUUAUGCCAUGUGUUUUCCCCCCUGCCAGGAUGCACAAAUCUUUUUACACUUCUUUUCGGGUUGUUUGGUGCCCCGGCCACCUUCCAGCGGCUCAUGGACCGUGUCCUGCGUCUGCACUCUGCGUAUGCUGCCGCCCACUUGAAUGAUGUUACCAUCCAUAGUAACAGCUGGCGGGAGCAUAUGCAGCGUGUGGCAGCGGUGCUCGAGUCGCUGAGGCAGGUUGGGCUCACUGUCAACCCAAAGAAGUGUGCAGUUGGAUGGAGGGAGGUAAGGUAUCUGGGGUACCACUUGGGCAGUGGGCAGUUGCAUCCUCA